Molecule: messenger RNA, 1436 nt
Organism: Rana temporaria (common frog)
Lineage: Eukaryota; Metazoa; Chordata; Amphibia; Anura; Ranidae
Gene: TYMS
Product: thymidylate synthetase
Exons: 8
Coding region: 128-1063 (311 amino acids)
Biological process (GO): dTMP biosynthetic process
Cellular component (GO): mitochondrion; cytosol
Molecular function (GO): thymidylate synthase activity
Source: RefSeq, a predicted model, not a curated record
CGCAGCGGGAACACUGGGGGAGUCCGCCUCUGCUCCUCACAUGACACGAGAAUUUUGGCGGGAAUUAGAGCGCCCAGUUUGAGUCUCUCAGCUGCAGUGUAUUUCCCGCGUUUCUCGGACAUACAGAAUGCCGGUAGCAGCAGCGGAGGAGACGGCGUGUGUACACCCGGAGCAGGCCCCCCCUCACCACGAACAGCCCCCCCAUGACGAGGAGCAAUAUCUGGAUCAGAUCCGACAUAUCCUCCACAGGGGGUACCGCAAGGAGGACCGGACCGGUACCGGGACCUUAUCUGUGUUCGGCAUGCAAGCUAGAUACAGCCUGAGAGAUCAGUUUCCUGUGCUUACGACAAAGCGGGUAUUCUGGAAAGGAGUGCUUGAAGAGCUUCUGUGGUUCAUUAAGGGCUCCACAAAUGCAAAAGAGCUUUCUGAAAAAGGGGUGAAAAUCUGGGAUGCAAAUGGUUCCAGAGAGUUCUUAGAUAAGCAAGGCUUUACUUCACGGGAGGAAGGGGACCUUGGACCUGUAUAUGGUUUUCAAUGGAGGCAUUUUGGUGCCGAAUACAAAGACCUUCAUACAGAUUACACAGGGCAGGGAGUUGACCAGUUGCAAAGAGUCAUUGAAACAAUUAAAAACAAUCCAGAUGACAGGCGGAUCAUUAUGUGCAGUUGGAAUCCCAAAGAUCUCCCUUUGAUGGCACUUCCCCCAUGUCAUGCUCUUUGCCAAUUCUAUGUCAUCAAUGAUGAGUUGUCGUGUCAGUUAUACCAGCGAUCUGGCGAUAUGGGCCUAGGUGUACCAUUCAACAUUGCCAGUUAUGCUUUAUUAACCUAUAUGAUCGCUCACGUCACAGGAUUGAAGCCUGGUGACUUUAUCCACACACUGGGAGAUGCUCAUGUUUAUCUCAAUCACGUUGAACCAUUAAAAACGCAACUUCAAAGAAAACCUAGGCCAUUUCCUAAGCUGAAAAUCCUUCGCCAAGUGGAAAACAUCAAUGACUUUAAAGCAGAGGAUUUCAAGAUUGAAGGUUAUGAUCCUCAUCCUACUAUCAAAAUGGAAAUGGCUGUAUAAUGUGUGUGUUUUUUUUUUUGUUUUUUUUUAUAGUAGUCUUUGUAUAGUAGACUGAUGUUUUCAGUUGUGCACUAAAGGUUCGUUUUGUAUACUGUAUAUGGCUGUGUAUGUUUAUUCAUUUUAGUAAUUAAAGUAUAAAUUGUGACUGCUUACUUCAAACACUCAUACAUACUAUGCCAACUUUAUUCUUGUAUACGCCUGAAGUGGAUGUUUAGCAGUAGUCCACUGAAAGUUUCUGGUUUUAGCACCAUUCCAGCCACAAAAUGUUAAAGUUUGUUAAGAUUUAGAAUGUCUGUCUCUUUUCCUGUUCAUCCUUCACUUAGAUUGAAAGUUAGUAGUAAUAUCCCAAAUGGAGGCAGUUAAAAAUAAAAAA